Messenger RNA from Nelumbo nucifera (sacred lotus), 1593 nucleotides. RefSeq names its product nodulin MtN21 /EamA-like transporter family protein (gene UMAMIT34). Gene Ontology annotation, molecular function: transmembrane transporter activity. Gene Ontology annotation, cellular component: membrane. The record is from RefSeq and is a predicted model, not a curated record. Lineage: Eukaryota; Viridiplantae; Streptophyta; Magnoliopsida; Proteales; Nelumbonaceae.
GACUCUAAAACUUUCCCACUCUUGCAAAACUCCAAUCAUCCAUGAUAUGCAGACGUGGAAAAGACGUGUAAUCAGCCAAUACCUGCAUCUGCACCAAAUAACAUCUCAGACAAGAACAGACUACCUAGAUAGCUCUUUCACAUAUCACGGCCAAUAUAUCAAUAGAGAUUAGAGAAAUUUGAGGGUGACUCUUUCUCUCUCUCUCUCUCUCUGUAUGUGGCUAGAUUUAUGUUUUUAUGCUUAGAAAGUUGGUCUGUCAAAGCUUGGAAAUAGACGGAUCUUGCUUCAAGGAAUCAUGGGUGCCUUCGAGGAUUUGAAACCUGUUAUAGCUUUGGUAGUAUUGCAGUUUACCUAUGCUGGGCUUUCUAUAUCCACUAGAUAUGCUCUGUUACAAGGAAUGAGUCCCAGGGUGUUCAUAGUUUACAGGCAGGCUAUAGCUGCUUUGGUCAUUGCACCUAUAGCUUACUUCUCUCAAAGGGCAAUGAGAAGUAGGUCUUCUUUAGGGAUAAGGAGCUUUUCUUUGAUAUUUAUUGCUUCUCUUAUUGGUGUAACAAUCAAUCAGAACGUCUAUUUUGAAGGUCUAUACAUGGCCUCUGCAUCAAUAGCAAGUGCAAUGGGUAAUCUACUCCCUGCAGUCACCUUUCUGAUCGCAGCCAUUUUGGGAUUAGAAAAAGUUGACAUAAGAAGCUUUAGAACAAUUGCAAAGGUGGUAGGAACACUUGUCUGUGUUGGAGGAGCCUUAUCCAUUGCAUUGAUCAAAGGGCCAAAGCUGCUUCAUGCCACACAGCCAACCCCUGUUUCGCACUCGGGAGGUGAGAAUUGGCUGAUGGGUUGUCUCCUUCUCUUUGGAAGCAGUUGUUGCUGGUCAAUUUGGCUCAUUUUGCAGGUUCCCAUGUCUGCAAGCUAUCCUGACCACGUAUCCUUAUCAGCUUGGAUGUGUUUCUUUGGGGCAUUACAAUCAGCAAUCCUGGCUUUCAUCCUAGAACCAGACCUUACAGUAUGGAAACUGCACUCAAGUUUUGAACUUCUAUGCUGCUUUUAUGCAGGUAUUGUAGGAUCUGCUGCAUCUUUCUAUAUUCAAUCCUGGUGCAUUUCACGCCGAGGCCCACUCUUCUCUGCAAUGUUCAAUCCUUUGGGAACAGUUAUAAUAACCGUCUUUGCUUGCUUGCUUCUUCAUGAAAAACUCUACGUUGGAAGCAUGGCAGGAUCUGUUGCUGUAGUGGUUGGUCUAUAUGCUGUCCUCUGGAGUAAAGCUAAGGAUCUUGAAGAGAUGGAACAAAAGAAGGGUCCAAGAGAUAAUCCUUCAAAGAUGGUAACAGUGGUGAUAGAUGAAGAUGAAUCAUUGGAGAAGAGCUGCAAAACAGAUCUGAAGGAACCCCUUUUGAAUGGGAAAUCAUCUGAUGGCAAUGGAAGUGAAGGCAUUAGCAGAUGAUUAUUCUUUUUUAUUGGGGAAUUGGAGGAAUUGGAGGCUCCAGUGAGAUGUUUUGGUUGGUCUGUAACUGUAUCUGAUAUGGUCAAGAGAGUCCAUUUGAAAACGAUGGUCUUCUUACUUCUCUAGUUAAGUGCAGAAGUGUCUUCCUGUGUUGGUUUAUA